This is a messenger RNA of Puccinia triticina, 3858 nucleotides long. RefSeq lists its product as uncharacterized. The record is from RefSeq and is a predicted model, not a curated record. The coding region runs from base 1 to 3858 and encodes 1285 amino acids. Lineage: Eukaryota; Fungi; Basidiomycota; Pucciniomycetes; Pucciniales; Pucciniaceae. Gene Ontology annotation, molecular function: calcium-activated cation channel activity. Gene Ontology annotation, cellular component: plasma membrane. The transcript is spliced from 6 exons.
AUGGCUUCCACUUCAGACCCUGACCACGUGGCACUAGGCAUAGCAUCAAGCAUUGCUAUCUCUCUCUUUCUCACUCUUCCGCUAUUGUGGAUCUUUUUCCGUACCCGCUCUCGACCGAGCUCUUUCAUGUGGAAAGCUAUCUAUGUUCCUCGGACCUGGUGGCCCGGGCCGAGUCAAAGAGUCCAUCCUAUAUUUGAUCCGUUUCCCGGAUGCUCACUUUUCAAAUUCUUGUUGAUGGUUCUUAAGGGUUCAACCACUCAACAGGCCUCCUCGAAACAAUCCUCAAGACAGUCCCCGAAUGGAGAUUACUCGACUUUCAUGACGGACGAAGAAAUCCAUCUGAGGUUUCUUGCGUUAUGCCUCAGAUUGGCUCUUCUAGCCUUGCUCCUGGGGCUUCCAACUUUUUUGGCCCUCUUCAUCACCGGUGUUCCACCUCCAUCUCCAGAGUCUCCGAAAUUCAGCUCCGUCCAAAACUUUACCGUCCUCAGGCUGCUUUACCAAUACGAUCUCACCCCGACAUCCUUCUCGACUCGUUUGAUUAUCUGGGCGAUUGCUGCGCUCUUGAUAGGAGUCGUGCUAGCUUUUCUGCUUAUCCUCUUCGAGUGGCAUUAUCUCAAGAAGAAUCUACAAAGGUUCUCUCAAGAAAAAUGUGGAGGUUUACAGAUUGUGUAUUUCCCCCGGAAACCUCACAGUGGAUUUGAGGAAGUGGGUGAAAAGAAGAUGGCUAACUGGGUUCGAGCUUGUGGAUUGGGUCCGGUCGGCCAGGAGGGAAGCGGUGUAGCUAUUCCAAGUCGUGGAUCUUCUGAGUCUCAUCAACUCGGAAAGAACUCUAGCAGCCCCAGAGACGCCGAUCAAAAGGGACUUGAUUCAGAUGCGGCCUCUAACAGUUCCACAUCCAGCAAGUCGAAUAGUUGCAAACAAUCCCUCAGCAGCUCGGGGGUGCCGCUUCGAUCCGAACAAAGGGGAGUCAUCAUUCAAGGGAUCUUCACUAUAUCACAACUUGAAGGGUUAUACUCACUUUCAGAGAAGCGCAGAAAAGUGCUCGAUGAUCUCGAACUCAACGAGUCCAAAUACGUCGCCGGUUUCCUGCCCGAGAAUGUCGACCAUUCACCCGCCAAAAGGCCCAAGCGGCAAAAUCAUAAUAAAUCUCGCAGCAGAGCAGAGGCCGAAGAAUUGGCAGAGGAGCAGGUGACACCUUACGGUCCACUGGGUCUAUAUAAGCUUGACGCUAAGCCUCGAGAAUCAUCCGGCCUUGGUUGGAAUGACACCAGCCUUCGACUGUCCCGAUUUGAGAGUCAAGAGACACUAAAGGUUCUGCCGGAAAGACUCAGUGGUCAGAAACCAGAAGUUAAAAGUUCAGACUUCUGCUUUGGGGAAAUAAUCGAAGAUCCACAUCUGACGAAUGAGAAGUAUCAAGACAAAUGGGCAAUCGGAAACGAAGUCACACGGCGACUUGAUGGCACCUUCCACAACGUCACUCAGGGCAAUGAAGCUUGCCUGGGGUCCCCGAAGCCAGCUUCUUUAAAAUCUGAGAGGAGCCAUCGCCUUGGAAAUUGUUUCAUCGAACAUACCCAACCAGUUUGUUCUCCUUCAGCCGAAACAAGUACAACUGGAACCGCUAGAUCAUCAAUGGCUCCCAGUCAUACGGGAUCUUGGCCACAGCCUGGUCGUUCAACACCCUCGAGUCUGGCUUCUACCGAUGACACACAUGGAUAUCCACCUCCUUCCUCGACCGCCCCAACCUCAGCUUCUCUGGAUCAUUCGAAUAGCAGGCAUAAUGUUAAAUAUAAUAACAAUCCAUCUGUCCCUGCGGUUAAACUGUCCGACCUGAUUCAGCAAGAAGCUAACAGAAGAACUCGUCUGAGCUUCCCCUCGGACCCCACUAGCAACGCCAGACUGGCCUCCUUCCAUCCUCUAACACAAUCAUUUUCCUCUCCAAAUCUCUUGGGGGGUUCCCCCACACCUGCAAGAUCUCUACAAGGAAGCACGAAUCGAAAUUCUGAAGGACCAGAAAUCAUACCCUACCUAUUUGAUUUACCUGAAACGAUCACAGGUCAGGAUAUGCGACCGAUGCUCAUAAAGUCAGCAACAGAGGAUGAUAAUGGUAAUUCAAAGAAAGUGUCCAACGCAAUCAAAAACCGCAUCACUCUCACAGCUCAUUAUAGCCGGAAAGUCAAGCCGCAUAGGUUCAUGAAUGCCAAGGAAAUAGAGAGUCUAUAUCAUUCCAUCCGCAAGAACCGCUCGCAGCUCAAACGGCUCAACCAAGACUUCCUCGAGGAAAAGCGCAGAGCUGUGGAGGAGAUGGACGAGGGGCUCAAUGGAUCAGUUUUCGGGUGGAUACUUGUGGGAAAAGGUGUGGAGUCGAUUAAAGGCGCUCUACCCAUUGAUGGUAUGACUCGCGAGGAUAUUAAUUGGCAAAGCUUGGGAAAAAAGAGCCGCUUGCCGUUAUUUUGGAUACUGUUUUUGGCGAUUUUUUUAAUUGUUGGAGUAAUCAUUAUUCCGGUUACCGUUUUAUCGAUGGCCGCCACACCAGAGCUCCCCAACGACUCACCGGUUUUCGUUUUUUUGCGCCAACAAACUGGUCUUCCACUUGGUUUAAUUUCGAUUACCAUACCUUCGAUAAUUUUGUUUAUUCUACUUUAUCAGGCUCUCUCAACUAUCUCUUACCUCGCAAUCAAUUUUUCCGGACUCCCCUCGAAAGCUGCUGGUCAAUUACUUUCCGUCAAGGCGAUUUUUAUCUUGAUUGGUGGAUGUUUUCUGAUUUGGUUUUUGAUCUGCGCGAGUGUGAUCGACUUGAGAUUCUCAACGGGGGGAGAAGUAGAAGACAAAAUCGUGAUCAUCGAUCAAUUUUCUAGGAGUAUUCUUGCACUAUCCGAUUCGUUUUUGUCCUUCCAGUGCAUCUUGGCAAUUAUCAUACCCACUGUCAUCUUGACCCAACCCGAAAGAUGGAAGAAGGUUAGAAGGGCUUUAAAAAGUGCACAAACCCCUCGGCAAAGGGUAUUAAGUCUAUGGCCCCAACAGAUGAAUUCCGCUCUAUCUCGAGGAGCUAGUUUGAUGGGAGUUUCUAUCCUUCUGCUCUUUUCUUCGAUAGCUCCGUUGACUAUAAUUCCGAGCGUUGUAUUUUUUGGUUACUUGUCUCUUGUCCAACAACGCAACGUUCGCUACGUAUACAAAAGGGAUUCUCAGAGUGGAGGGAAGACCGAAUUGCAAAUGAUUUUCAUGCUUUCCAUCCUUUUGGGCUUCCAUAGCAUGUUUUUGGCUGUGAUCCUAGCAUCCCGCCAACGGUGGGUACUUGCAGCACUGGCUGGGAUCAUUACAUUCUCCAUCCUCACGAUCACUUGUCUAAUGGCUUAUCAAGAAUCAAGCUACGGAGGAAAAAAAGAUCUAACUGCAGAAUCUAAAAGGGCGUUAGAAGUCUUUGAAGCUGGACCUGGAGCAAUCGAUUACGAAUCCAAGGCUCCUCAAGGUGAACCCAGGGCCGCCAAAUCACCGGGAUCCAAGAAAGAAUCUCUUUUUUCCAUAUUUCAUCUUGUCAACUCGAAGAUACGAUCUUCGGAAGUCAAGUUGCAUCGUCCAGUACCUCUACCCAGUGAGAGCGUUGAUGAUCUCGUAGAUACUCGACUAGCUCUUCGAACGUACCCCGACGCCCCUCCACAUCUACCAUUUCUAACUUGGGGGAGUUCACAGGUUUAUUCAAGCGAUAUGCUCUACCCACCAGUCCUUCUGCAAACCUCACCAGCCGUUUGGUUACCCAAGAAUGGUAUCGCGGCUGAAGAGGCUCAUGAGUUGAAAAAGUACUGGGACCUCGAUGCCUUUUAUGAGGAGGGCAUACCAACUCAGCAUUUGAAUCUCCUCUAA